AUGGCAUUAAAAUAUAAUGAUAUUGAAGAAAGGGAAGAAAUCAAGGAUGAUUUAGAUAGAUAUGUUGAUGGUGCAUCUAGUGAAAAUAAUAAUAAUAAUAAUGUAAUAAUAACAUCUUCAGUAGAAUAUAAAGAUAUAAAUGAUAAUUAUCAAGAUGUUAAAUUAAAUGAUAUAAAUAAUAAUAGUAAUAAUAAUAAAAGUAAUAAUAAUAAUUAUAAUAAUAAUAGUGAUGAUUAUUAUAUAAAUAAAAGUAUAAUAUCAAGAUUAUAUUAUUUUUUUAAAGAUCAACCAUCAUCAUUGUAUAAUACAAUUCAUUGUGCAAUUGGUUUUCUUUUUAUAUUUUUAGGUUAUUCCCCAACUCAAAGUUUAAUAACAAAUUUACACGAAAAUAAUGGUUCUAUUGGGUUAGGAUUACUAUAUUUUUCAUUUGCAAUUGGUUGUUUUAUAGCACCAGUAGUUUUAAAGAAAAUUGGGUUAAUUAAAUCUUUAACAAUAGCAGGAAUAACAUAUGCAAUUUUUAUAUUUUGUUCAAUUACAGGUGUGAGUGUAUUGGAAGGAUUGUUUUUACCAGCAUCAAUAUUGAUUGGAUUCGGUGCUGGUUUAUUAUGGACAAGUCAACCAGUUUAUGUUUCAAGAAAUGCACCAACUGAAAAAGAGUUGGGACUUUAUUCAGGUAUGUUUCAAACGGUUUAUUCAAUGGGUUCAAUCGUAGGAAAUGCUAUUAGUGGUACCUUACAAAAUCAAGAUGUAGAUCCAACAAUCAUUUUAUUGAUUUUAGGUUCUUCCACACUUUGUGGUUGUAUUUUAUUAGCAUUCUUAAGAAGAGUUGACCCAAUUGUACCAACACCAAGAAAAUCUUUCUCAAAAACAUUUACUGGUGCAUUUAUGGUAUUUAAAGAUAGAAAAUUUCUAUUUUUAAUUCCAUUAUUAAUUGUACAAGGUCAAUCUCAAAGUUAUUUUUAUGAAACAUUUAAUGGUAUAAUAGGAUUAGGUAGAAUUGGUUAUAUUAGUGUUACAAUGGGUAUUGUUUCAGUUAUUGGUUCAAGCGUUUGGGGUAGAGUUCAUGAUAAAUUGAAAAAUGGUAAAAGAAUAUUAGCAUUGAUAAUGGGUGUUUUAUAUUUAUUAUCAUUGACAUUAUUAUCAGUGGCAUACUACUUUGAUGAAAUUCCAAUGUUUUAUGUAAUAGCUGCAUUGAAUGGUUUAUUUGACUCUUUGCAAACAAUUUUAAUUUUUGUUACAAUUGCUUCUCUUUAUCCAAAUGAUAAUGUUUCUGCAUUUUCUGCAUCAAGAUUUUUAAUGUCAAUUUCAACGGGUAUUGCUUUCUUUGUUUUCCAUUAUCUCAAUUUCUUUGUAGUAAUAUUUUGGAUUUUAGCUUUAUUAAUUGUUGCUGAAAUUUGUUUCCAUAAUUUACUUCAAGAUAUAAAAUCAAUAGUUAAAUUACCAAAUGAUGAUGAUUAUGAUACUCAUACUGAUAUAAAUAAAUUUAAUCUUCCAAAUCAAAAUUACAAAAACAAUAAUAACAAUAAUAAUAACAAUAAUGAAGAUGGUUAUGAAUUAGAAUAUGAUGAUACUGAAAGUAAUUUAUCAUAUGAUGAUAAUAAAAUUUAA
Dictyostelium discoideum AX4 is the source of this 1608-nucleotide messenger RNA. RefSeq lists its product as hypothetical. Gene Ontology annotation, cellular component: membrane. NCBI's taxonomy places the organism in Eukaryota, Evosea, Eumycetozoa, Dictyosteliales, Dictyosteliaceae. The record is from RefSeq and is a predicted model, not a curated record. Bases 1 to 1608 code for a protein of 535 amino acids. Gene Ontology annotation, biological process: potassium ion homeostasis. The transcript is spliced from 3 exons.